CUCGCGCCCCUCGCCCUUCGCCCGCCGCCCACCAUGUCCGCCGCCGCCGCCGUCGCGCUCCUCCUCGCGCUCUGCAGCCAGCUCGCCUCCGGCCAGGACUGCAGCGCGCAGUGCGCCCAAUGCGCGUCCGACCCUGCGCCGCGCUGCCCGCUCGGCGUGAGCCUCGUGCUCGACGGCUGCGGCUGCUGCCGCGUCUGCGCCAAGCAGCUGGGCGAGCUGUGCACGCAGCUCCACCCCUGCGACCCGCACAAGGGCCUCUCCUGCGACUUCGGCUCCGCGUCCAGCCGCAACAUCGGCGUAUGCACCGCCCAAGGGGGCGCCCCCUGCGUGUUCGGCGGGAAGGUGUACCGCAGCGGAGACACCUUCGACAGCAGCUGCAAGUACCAGUGCACGUGCCUGGACGGGGCGGUGGGCUGCGUGCCCCUGUGCAGCAUGGAUGUGCGCCUGCCCAGCCCCGACUGCCCCUUCCCCAGAAGGGUCAAGCUGCCCGGCAAGUGCUGCGAGGAGUGGGUGUGCGACCAGCCCAAGGACAGCACCGCGGUGGGCCCUGCCCUGGCCGCCUACCGCCUGGAAGACACAUUUGGCCCAGACCCAACGAUGAUGCGAGCCAACUGCCUGGUCCAGACCACAGAGUGGAGCGCCUGUUCCAAGACCUGCGGAAUGGGCCUCUCCACCCGGGUCACCAAUGACAACGCCUACUGCAGGCUGGAGAAGCAGAGCCGCCUGUGCAUGGUCAGGCCCUGCGAAGCCGACCUGGAGGAGAACAUUAAGAAGGGCAAAAAGUGCAUCCGUACCCCAAAAAUCUCCAAGCCUGUCAAGUUUGAGCUGUCCGGCUGCACCAGCGUAAAGACAUACCGGGCUAAGUUCUGCGGAGUGUGCACAGACGGCAGGUGCUGCACCCCACACAGAACCACCACCCUGCCCGUGGAGUUCAAGUGUCCGGAUGGUGACAUCAUGAAGAAGAGCAUGAUGUUCAUCAAGACCUGCGCCUGCCACUACAACUGUCCUGGAGACAACGACAUCUUUGAGUCCCUGUACUACAAGAAGAUGUAUGGAGACAUGGCCUAAAGCCAGAGAGUGAGAGACAGUAACUCCAUUAACUCGUUAGUCUGUAACUUGAACUCAUUCACAUCUCAUUUUUAUGUAAAAAUGCAUUCAGUAGCACAUGUUAAUUUAAACGUGUUUUCUAGCUGGGGGGCUGAGAAGAUUCCCCCCUAAUUCAAAACAUUGUGCCAUGUCUUACAAAUAGUCUACCAACCCCAGACACUGGUUUGAAGAAAGUUAAGACUUGACAGUGGGACUACAUUAGUGCAUAGUGCCAGAAUGUAUACCAAGGUGUGGCCGGAGGAGCAGUGUGGACACCUGUAGAAAGGCUGGUGCCACCGAGGUCAUCUUAAAGCAGUAAUGCACCUGCUCUUUGGAGUGUGCUUGGGAAGAAAAAGGUUGGCUUCAGCAGUAGCGAGGUGUGCAUUCUCCAGCCAUCCUGAGGCUGAGUCGAGCUGUUCUUGAAGUCAGGACAGCACAUUCAGCUGUGACGUUCUGAUUCCAAUGACAGUAUUCAGGAAUCAGAAUCCUGUCUAUUAGACUGGACAGCUUGUGGCAAGUUAAUUUGCCUGUAACAAGCCAGAAUUUUUUAUUAAUAUUGUAAAUAUUGUGAAGAUAUAUAUAUAUUUGUACAGUUAUCUAAGUUAAUUUAAAUUUGUUUGUGCCUUUUUUGUUUCUGUUUUUAAUGCUUAGAUAUUUCAAAUGUUAGCCUCUGAAUACCAUAGGUAGGACAGAAAGCUUGUCUGAUAAUUCAGAGCCUGAAGUGAACACUCGAUGGAUAUCGUAAUCAGCGAGACCGUCCAUCCAAAGAGACGGCUUGCUGAAGGUGAGGCCACAGAGUCCCUGGAUGCAGGGAAUGUGGCAGCCUCACUUUGCGUGAAUAAAGGUCCUUUAUUCCGAAAUGACUAGUUCUACACAGCUGGUCAGUCUUCCACCUGGAAGCAUCUGUUUGUACUUUGACUAUGACUGUUUUUCGGACAGUUUAUUUGUGGAGAGUAUGACCAAAAGUUACAUGUUUGCACCUUUCUAGUUGAAAUAAAGUAUAUAUUUUUUCUAUAAA
Molecule: messenger RNA, 2104 nt
Organism: Heterocephalus glaber (naked mole-rat)
Lineage: Eukaryota; Metazoa; Chordata; Mammalia; Rodentia; Bathyergidae
Gene: Ccn2
Product: cellular communication network factor 2
Biological process (GO): cell adhesion; signal transduction; positive regulation of cell differentiation
Cellular component (GO): extracellular matrix; extracellular region
Molecular function (GO): integrin binding; heparin binding
Source: RefSeq, a predicted model, not a curated record